AUGUACACCUUUCUGGCCUGCCAACCCGUUCGCCCUGGCGCCGACCUCGCUCUCACCCUCGCGGCCGUUCGCAUUGGGUCUUGGUGCGGCCACGAGGCGACGCUGAGAGACGUCUACGAGAGGACGAACUGGGCCGCGUUAACUGGUCUGUUGAGCAGACGAGCGAGAGAGCGAGAGAGUGAGAGAAUGGAUGUGUGGAUGGAGGAGGGGAUGGAUAAUUGGUCGAGUGAUGUGGACGAGAGCGGGCGUCAUGUGCAAGUGUCUCGGUCAGCUGAGACCGGAGAAGAGGGCCAAGGCCAGAGGCGAUUUUGUGAUAGACACGAGUUGGAUAAGUCAAACGGCCAAUUUUUACUCGCCUCUCGUUGCGUCCAGUCCAAUCUACUCAUCUGCCGGCUCGUCCACUCGUCGCUGGGCCCAGUCACAGAGCAACAGAAGCCUGGCGUUGCGUGCUCACUUCUCGGCAGACUGUCGGCUCGGACCGAAUUCCCACUUCUGAACGGCGCUGUCGCCUCGUGGAAGCGAGACCCCAGCCACGUCGGUGCAACAAGGUCGGCCACAAAGCAGGUGAGUAGUGUCUGUUUGUCUGGCUGUAGAGACAGGCGUGACAACCGAAAUCCAGUAAAAAUACUCCAUCCUCUCCUUUCAUAA
Molecule: messenger RNA, 648 nt
Organism: Protopolystoma xenopodis
Lineage: Eukaryota; Metazoa; Platyhelminthes; Monogenea; Polystomatidea; Polystomatidae
Source: the annotation of a GenBank genome assembly